Molecule: messenger RNA, 1218 nt
Organism: Salvia miltiorrhiza (redroot sage)
Lineage: Eukaryota; Viridiplantae; Streptophyta; Magnoliopsida; Lamiales; Lamiaceae
Product: caffeic acid 3-O-methyltransferase-like
Exons: 4
Coding region: 41-1105 (354 amino acids)
Biological process (GO): methylation
Molecular function (GO): S-adenosylmethionine-dependent methyltransferase activity; O-methyltransferase activity; protein dimerization activity
Source: RefSeq, a predicted model, not a curated record
GGAUUAAUGAGAAAAAGCGGAAAAUAUCUAGCUAGCAAACAUGAAUAAUUAUAAGUGGUGUUCAUCAGAAGAAGAAGCAUCAUCAUUCGCCUUGCAACUAACUACUGCUUGUGCACUCCCAGCAGCACUAAAAUGCGCCGUGGAGCUCAACCUACUGGAGCUCAUCAAGAAAGCUGGCCCCUCCGCCCCUACUGAACUCGCCGCCCAAAUCACGACGGCGAACCCUCAGGCCCCCCUCAUGAUUGACAGGAUCCUCCGCCUCCUAGCUGCCAAUAACAUCCUACUCUGCACCCUCAGACGGCAGCCCGACGGCGGCGCCAUUGAGCGCCUCUAUUCUUUGGCUCCAGUUUGCGACUUCUUAACUAAGAACGAGGACGCCGUUUCUUUUGCUCCUCUCGUGCUCCUCAACAAUCAUCACAUCUUCAUGCAAAGCCGGUACCAUUUGAAAGAUGCGGUUGUUGAAGGCGGAGUCCCGUUCAAGAGAGCUCAUGGAAUGGGCGGAUUCGAGUACCUGGCUACGGACCCCAGAUGUAACCAGAUUUUCAACCAAGCUAUGUCGGAACAUUCGAGCAUGAUAAUGCGGAAAAUUCUUCAAGUAUAUAAAGGAUUUGAGGGUGUGAAACGGCUGGUGGAUGUUGGUGGUGGAACAGGAGCUUCUCUCAACAUGAUCAUGUCCCAAUAUCCUUCAAUCAAGGCCCUCAACUUUGAUCUGCCCCACGUUAUUCAAGCUGCUCCUGCUCCUCCUCAUAUGGGGAUGGAGCAUGUUAGCGGAGACAUGUUUGUUAGCGUGCCUCAAGGAGAUGCCAUUUUCAUCAAGUGGAUUUGCCAUAAUUGGGGUGAUGAAGAGUGCUCGAGACUAUUGAAAAAUUGCCAUAAAGCUCUCUCAGAUAACGGUAAAGUGGUGAUGGUCGAACGAAUAAUUUCGGAGAUUCCAAACACAGAUUCCGUAGGCAUGGCUUAUGACGUGACGAUGUUAGCUUUUAAUGGCAGUGGAAAGGAAAGGACGGAAAUGGAAUUUCAAGCAUUAGCUAAAGCUUCUGGUUUCAAAAAAUUCCACAAAGUUGUUAGCGCUUUUGGCCAUUGGGUCAUGGAGAUGUACAACUAAAAUUAUAUACGUACGUAAAAACAGAGGUUCAAACUCCACAAAUAUGUAAUGUUGUGUUGCAAAUAUGUAUUAAUUGCUGCGGGUGUGUUCUCAAAUAAAGUCAUGUUCAUACA